Messenger RNA from Manihot esculenta (cassava), 2762 nucleotides. Its product is annotated as la-related protein 1C. Gene Ontology annotation, molecular function: RNA binding. The transcript has 6 exons. The record is from RefSeq and is a predicted model, not a curated record. Bases 320 to 1951 code for a protein of 543 amino acids. NCBI's taxonomy places the organism in Eukaryota, Viridiplantae, Streptophyta, Magnoliopsida, Malpighiales, Euphorbiaceae.
UCAGAAUUUCUCAAGAGCAAAGCAACCAAAACCAACUAGUAUUGGGAAAGAGAGAGAGAGCAAAAGAGGAGGAGAGAAGCAGCAGCGCCAUUGCUUGAUCUCUCUGAAGGCGAUCACAUCAGACUCACCCCUCGACUUUUUUUUUUGGAAACUACCCUCACAUUACCCAAAUCAAAAACCCUAAUUCGGUUGCUUCUAUUUUUUUUUUUUGUUCCCAUCUCUUCCCCUAAACUUCUUGAUCAUUUUUAUUCCGGUUUUGCCCCUCUCCCUUUGAUCAUCAGCAGCAGCUUGUCAGACUCACCAGAAACCCUAAUUAUCUAUGGCUACCACAGCUAAUGCCCUUAGUUCCUCGAUAACAUCAACGCCGACUAAUAGCUCACCUCGGCAUCCUGCCCCUGUAGCUGCCGUUGAGAAUCAUAAUAGCCCUCAAUCACGGCACGGCGGCGGUGGUGGUGGUUCAAGAGUAGUGUCCUCGCCGUGGACACAAAUUGUUCGGGGGGAAUCGGAGACGAUCACGGUGGCAGCCACUCAUUUACCAUCGACGAGGGAGCCGAUGGUUGUGUCUGAUCAACCUGUAUUGGUUGCUGUGUCAUCCUCUUCUUCGAUGGUGGCGGAAGAAGAGAUUUUGGAUAAUGGGAAUGGUUCCAAAAACAAUGCCGGUAAGAGGCCAGUCUGGAAUAAACCGUCGAAUGGCGCCACGGAGGUUGGACCCGUGAUGGGAGCGGUUUCCUGGCCUGCUUUAUCCGAGUCAGCUAGGGCUUCGGGGAAAACGACUCAAGAUUUAUCCAAAGGUUUAUCUGAUGUAUCAUCGUCUGUCCCAGUUCCGCAGGGAACUGGAAGUGCAUCAUCUUCACAUAAACAAGUUAUUAAUAAUGCAACCCCUAAUUCAACUCCAAAUCAUACAAUGCAAGCACGCCAGAGGCCAACGAAGCGCAAUGGUGCCAACACAUCUUCCAAUGGUGGCACCCCUCAAUCACCAGGAUCACAGCCCCACGUAGGGGAUGUUCAUUUAAAUAACUCUUCCCCUAGGGAUCAUUCCCAAAGGAAUUCACAAUCCCGUAGUGCCAAUGAUCACCUGCAACAGCAGCGCAAUUCAUUCAGGCGCAAUGGUGGUCCACAUUCACGUGGAGAUGGUUCUCAUCAUCACAACUAUGGGGGCAGACGUGAGCAAGAUCGUGCAAAUCAAGAUUGGAACCCCCACCGAAACUUCAAUGGCAGAGAUACUCAUAUGCAAUCUCAGAGAGUUGUCCAAAGGUUUCUUAGGCAUCCGCCGCCUCCACCACCACCCCCUACUACUGCCCCAUUUAUUGGACCACCAGUGCGGGCCUUUGGCAGUCCUAUUGGAUUCCCUGAAUUUUAUUAUGUUGCUGGCCCACCUCCAGACCCUCUCAGAGGCAUGCCUUUUGUUGCAGCACCAAUACCGCCUCCUGCAAUGUAUUUUACUGCUCCAGACCCUCAGUUACAUUCUAAGAUAGUGAAUCAAAUAGAUUAUUAUUUCAGUAAUGAAAAUUUAAUUAAAGAUACAUUCUUGCGGCAGAACAUGGAUGACCAGGGCUGGGUACCUAUUAAAUUAAUAGCAGGCUUCAAUAAAGUUUCUCAUUUGACUGACAAUAUCCAGUUUAUAUUGGACGCUAUAAGAAGUUCCACUGUUGUCGAAGUACAGGGUGACAAAGUCAGGAGGCGAAAUGACUGGAUGAGAUGGAUAAUGCCACCUUCUGUUCAGUUUCCAAGCAUUUCAAGUCCUUCCUCACUUGGGAGGUCCAGUCAUGAGAUACUGGCAGCCAAUAUCCAAAGUAUUUCAUUGGAGGAUAAUACUGCUAGUCACAGCAGUGGAAGGAGUCCGGCAGAUGUCCAUAGUGAGACAUUUCUUGGUAGAUCAUCGUCUGGGGAUCUGAAUAGCCAGUCACCUGUAUUCGCUACUGAAGGAACAGGUCAAGUUUUGAGCAAGUAAACGUGUGCUGAUGCACAUUCUACUGGAAAUAUUGGUGGAAGGUGGGGAGUGACCGCUUUAUUACAGCGGUGGAUGGCUCGUCUUUUCUUGAUGGUGGUAGUCUUGCCUUGGCACGAUGAAACAGGGUUUUUCGUUGGUCAAUUAGAAAGACAAUUAGAAGGAAAACAAAAGAAAACUUUUUAAAGACAGACAAAAAACUAAAAGGGAAAAAAUAUAUAUAUAAAAAAAAAAAGAAAAAAGAAAACAUUUAUGACUAGUAGCAUGAGUUUAUUGGGAUGUAUGUAUGUUUUUUGGGGGGUUGGGGGUGGGGAGAUUGCGUUUUUUAAUCCCUAAAAUAUUUAUGGUGGCCUUUUUUGUGUUACUAAUGGGGAAUUUUGAUUUGCUUCCCUUUGCUGCCCUCUACUGGUCUUUAAAGAAUCUUUGAUGCUAGAUCAUCUCCAUUCUCUGAGAGAUGGAACAAAGAAUGUGGUUGGCAGGGAGUCUGCGUACUGCGAGGGAUAGGAGGAGAAGUUGCUGCUGCUCAUGCUAUUGCUCUAUUUUUUGGUCGCAUAAAUGAUAUGGUUGUUUAGGCUUUAUCUAAACACACUAUAUCUGAAAUUGCAUUUGUUAUAUGUAUACUCUCAACCUUUUUCAUAAAAUGGUCCUCUCAGAGUGAAACCAUGGGAACGUCUUGUUUCAGGACAGGAUGUGUUUGGCAUUAUACUUAUAUAUAUUAUGUUAAAAUUUAAGACUUGGGAAAUUGUGGUAUUUUGAUUUGUUCAAAUUACUUUAUUAUAUUUAUUUAUUCAAAUUGGCGGUCUAGAUGAUUUGC